AGGAGGUCGUUUCAGGUGUGUCAGCAGGAGGAAAAAAAGCGACUGACGUUUGAAUCGCGCUUUUACGACUGCAGACCUUUUUAACAAGUUUUAGGUUCAGGAUCUUUAACUUCGCAACUUUUGUGGGAAAAGUGACGACUUACGAACGAGGAGGUGUCCUUUGGACUUCAGUGGGAGCCUUUUCUUUUGGGACAUGCAUUCCGCCAGAUAUGAAUACGACGGCCGUAAUGGCCGUCAUGAGCAGAUUGACUUCUUGACCAACAAAGAGAAGGCGCCAUCAAAGCGGAAGACCGGCAUCCUGAUUGGCGUUCUUGCGGCUCUUCUCAUCCUUGCGGCUGUCGCAGCGUUCCUCAUUUGGCUGUUUGUCUUUAAAGAUGCUGAUUCAAAGGCCACCUUCAGUAAGAAGCUCAGUCCAUCAGAGCUGGUCUUCAGUGGACAUAUGAAGUUGGUUGGCGUAAAGUAUGACCAGAAGCUGGAGAAUACUGAGAGCAAGGAAUUCAAGGAUUUGGCAGCCAAACUGGAGGCAACUCUGGGGGAAAUCUACAAGAGAGACCCACUCCUGGCAGAGUACUACGCCACGUCUGUGGUCACUGCUUUCAGCGAGGGGGUGAUAGCCUACUACUGGUCCCAGUUCGACAUUCCAGUCAAAGACCUGGAGCUCGUGCCCGAGUUCUCAGAGGAGCUGGUGCUGGAGACGCUGGAGAAUGGCAUUAAGGCGCAGCGCAGUACGGCGAGCCGCAACCAAAUCCAAAUCAGUGAAGUCACUGCCUCAUUCACAGAUCCUCGCAUGGCCAGGCGCCCCACAGCCAACCAGUGUUUCUUCCGUCUGGAGGCCGAAGCAAGGGCACAGGAGUUUACAUCACCCGGGUUCCCUGGAGGCUACCCACCCAGGUCUCGGUGUCAGUGGCAAAUCAGAGCUUCAGAGGACAAUGCCAUAUUUGUCACUUUCCCCUUUUUCCACAUCGAGGAUGACUGCUCUGAUGACUUUGUCUCCAUCUAUGACUCUUUGAGUCCAGAUGAUUCUCAGGCCAUUACAGAGAAAUGUGGCCAGAGGCCCCCCUCCAACCCUCUGGAAGUGGUGUCAUCCGGCAACAUCAUGCUGAUUAACUUGAUUACUGACAGUGUUGUCCAGAGGCCUGGCUUCAGUGCCAAGUAUAAGGCCAUACCCAAGUCUUCUGUGAAAACCUGCGGUGGCGUCCUCACUCAAGACAAUGGCGUCUUCACCUCCCCGCUCCACCCCAGCUUUUAUCCUCCUGCCGUGGACUGCAAGUGGACCAUCAAGGUCCCUGCCGGGAAGAAGGUGCGGCUGAGGUUCACCAUGUUCCGCAUGAAAGAGCCUGGGGUGGACAUCCGUGUGUGUCACAAAGACUAUGUGGAGGUUAUGGACACAAAGUAUUGCGGGGAAAUGUCCUCCUUGGCUAUAACCAGUCGCACCAACGUCCUGGAAGUGAUGUUCCAUUCCGACGAGUCCUACACUGACAAAGGCUUCAGUGCCGAGUACAGCGCCUACGAUCCUUCAAACCCUUGCCCGAACAAGUUCGCCUGUGCCUCUGGCAUCUGCAUCGCCAAUGAUCUGAAGUGCGAUGGCUGGAACGACUGUGGGGAUAUGAGCGACGAGAUGAAGUGCCAGUGCGAGAAGGACCAGUUUUCGUGUAAGAAUGGCCUGUGCAAACCGAAACUCUGGGUGUGCGACCGCGUCAAUGACUGCGGAGACUGGAGCGACGAGAAACAAUGCAGUUGUGAGGAGAAUGAGUGGCGCUGCAGUGACGGGGAUUGUAUGCCUCAGGAUGUUGUGUGCGACGGCAAGAGGGACUGUGAAGAUGGAAGCGACGAGGCCUCUUGUAAAACCUCUCCAGGUAUCUGCUCCGACUUCAGCUUCAAGUGUAAGAACAACGAGUGUGUCAACAAGGUGAAUGCCGAAUGCGACCGCGUCGACGACUGCUCCGAUAACUCGGACGAGGCCGGCUGUAAUUGUGGCACCAGGCCCUAUAAGCUGAACCGCAUCGUAGGAGGGCAGAACGCUGAGCUGGGGGAGUGGCCCUGGCAGGUCAGCCUUCAUUUCCUGGUCAACGGGCAUGUUUGUGGCGCCUCGAUCAUAUCUGAGAGGUGGCUCCUCUCGGCUGCCCACUGCUUUGUCACCAGCGACCCAGCGAACCAUGUUCCAUCCAGCUGGCAAACCUACAGUGGCAUGCAGCAACAGUACAAGCAGGAUGGCGUACAGCGCCGCCCAUUGAAGAGGAUCAUCUCCCACCCGGAUUACAACUCAAUGACCUUUGACUAUGACAUUGCACUGCUGGAGCUCAGCGAGCCGCUGAAGUUCGCCAACACCAUCCAACCCAUCUGCCUACCCUCUUCCUCCCACGUCUUCCCUGCGGGCAUGUCCUGCUGGGUCACAGGCUGGGGCGCACUCCGAGAAGGAGGUCAAGCGGCACAGAUGCUGCAGAAGGCCUCGGUGAAAAUCAUCAACGACACAGUGUGCAACGUGGUCACGGAGGGCCAAGUCACCUCCAGGAUGCUCUGCAGUGGCUUCUUGGCUGGAGGAGUUGACGCAUGCCAGGGAGACUCUGGGGGCCCCCUGGUGUGUUUCGAGGAGAGUGGGAAGUGGUUCCAGGCCGGCAUCGUGAGUUGGGGUGAGGGCUGUGCUCGUCGGAACAAGCCCGGCGUCUACACGCGCGUCACCAAGCUGAGAGACUGGAUCAGGAAGGAGACAGGGAUUUGAUGAUGCUGCACGGAGCAGGGAGGGUUGCAGAGCGGGGUGCAACGUCAACGUGCUAAAAAUAAUGGAGACAGAACAUUUGAGUCCGAUUCAGGACAAGGCUCUCCAAAAUUUAUUCAUUUAGCAGCAGACUGAGGAUGCUGCUGCGUGGACCCAGCCACUCACAUGAAUGACUACAGCACUUUAUUUGGUUGCCAACCCCCUUUUUCCUCACUCCUCGUACUCACUCACACGCAUACAAACCACACCCGACUCAUAUUUUUACAGUUUUUAAAGGCGUUAAUCAGCACAGUGUCUUUUACCCCCAUCAAUCCUAUAUAUAUAUAUAUUUCAGUAAAAUAUUUCACACUUGAAUGAGUACAAAUAAUGAAAUAUGUAUGUUCUGGGAUGAGUGCACAUUACUGGGAGCUAUUUUCCCAAUAUUUGACCGAUGUAACUUUUUAAGAUGGAUGCAGAAUAUAAACAUUCUACACAGUUUUUCUGGAUGUAUUUUUGAAUACAGUGUAAUAUAAUAUAAAGUACUUUGAGUUUUUAAGCAUUUUUAUUGAAUACUUUUAAACAGGUGAGAUGUCUUUAUCCUCUGGGGCUGCAGUGAAUGUUGCACUUUGCCAGUGGGCUCAUGCUGUCGAUAGCUAUGAAUCUGGGUUUUUGUUUAUCAAGGAUCUUUAUCUAAGUGCCAUAACGCUGUUUUUAGCGUAUUUGCCUCACAACACUCAUACAUUACUGCCAUUUUCCAAAGCAUAGCAUAGGUUGUUGAAAUUGAUUAAAGAAUUUUUGAUCUACCUUUCUGCCAGGCAGCCAUUAGUCUCAGUUCUUCACAGCAAAGUGUAAACAUAGACUCGCAGAGACAUCUGCUUUACCAUGUGAUGAUAACAGAAAAACAAAAACAAGAGAAUGAGGAAAAAAGACUGCUCAGAUCUAUGCAGGGGCAUUUUCAUAUCAUGCUAAAAUGAAUGAAAACCAGAAGCUGCCUGCGAGGUAGAAAAUGCAUUAAUCAAUCUGAAAGCCCACGGUUUGCUUUGGAAAAUGGCCAGCAGUAAUGUUAAGUAUACCAGAUUUGUAGACUGUGGACUGAAACAUGCGAAAACACCCAUCAUGGUCCCUGAAGAAUGUUGAUGUGAGACUGGAGUGAUGCUGGAGUUGUUUUAAGUUGUUGUAGAUCUGAACAGGGGUCUUGGAUCGGUAUUUCUAUCACAUGUUUACAGAUGCUUAUUGGCCCCGGCCCUCUGUGAAUGAUUUGCCAAAGUGUGAUAUUCGGAGCAGAGGAUGAGGAUUAGAUCCAGCUGGCUUUUGCACGGGUCUUAAGCUCAGGGGGAUUGGGGUCUUCAGUCACACACACCUGAGAGCCAAAGCAAACCGAUGGGGUUUUGAGUUGCUGCCAGAGCAAUGCAAUGAGUUCUUAUCCCCGCGAGAGUUUCCUCUCUGUGGUCACAUCCAACUCAAUCAACUUUUAAGUCUUAAGAUUUGACCGAAUGGUUUCUUUAAACCUUUUAUCUCUGAUUUAUCCUGGAAAUGUUGUCUCCUGGAUAAGCAAACCAAAGAUUUGCUCAAGUAUUAUUUAAUGAAGGGGAAGUUUUUCAGAAGAAACUUUAUCGAGGACAUUGCUCAGCCUUUUUUUUUUAUGAUUGAUUUUAUAGAGGUUUACAGUUUAACUCAGACAGUUGGGAGAGGCAACAACUUUAACUUAGAAGAUAUUUUCAUUAUCACUGAUGUGAUCUGGAUCCUGGACAUAACUUUAGAACUUUUCUUAUUUUGUGUGUGUUUGUAUAUGUUUUUAUACGAGUCAUGACAAUAAACAUCUUUUAUCUGAUUCCUCAGCACCUAAUUGCAUUACCUGUAUUGUUUGUCUUUGAUGAGGUCUCGUUCUGUAUUGUGUUGUGCAUAAUAAAUGCGUGUCUUGUGA
Messenger RNA from Chelmon rostratus (copperband butterflyfish), 4619 nucleotides. It is a transcript of the gene st14, whose product is annotated as suppressor of tumorigenicity 14 protein homolog. The record is from RefSeq and is a predicted model, not a curated record. The transcript has 19 exons. Gene Ontology annotation, molecular function: serine-type endopeptidase activity; protein binding. Bases 194 to 2719 code for a protein of 841 amino acids. Gene Ontology annotation, biological process: acrosome reaction; proteolysis. Lineage: Eukaryota; Metazoa; Chordata; Actinopteri; Chaetodontiformes; Chaetodontidae.